UCGAUAAGUAUAAAAAGCUGCGUCUCAUCACUAAAUAAAAAGCUCCAAGCUUAAGCGAACUGCACAUUGACACACUGGAUAUUUGCAAUCUAGCUGAGGAAGAGUUCGCGUGUGUGGUGGAAGUGCUGAAUGCCGCCAGUGAAACCUGCAGAGAUGUAAGCGUAGACGAUAAUGGACAAAUGACAAGAUUGCUCUGGCCCGUGGACAUCAUCAGCAUGACCAAGGGCCUGCUGGAGAGUAGCUCCGCACAUUGUUUUCACUGUCGUACCAUUAGCAAAGAACUAAUCUGUGCGAUUUCCUACGAUAUGGGUCAGUGUAUUAUGCAGCCGCUGGUGGGCGUGGACAAUGAGGAGGCUGUUGUCUAUCGCUUGGUGUCAGCGAUUGCCAUGCGGCGCGACAACUGCGCUGUGGUUGCUUAUGCAGUGGGCCAGCUGACAUCCUCGACUGUGCACGAGCCCGACAUGAGCAUUGCCAUCAGAGGCUUUGCCAUGAGCCAGGAUGCGCGUGAAUCUGUUAUCGACUCGAUAACACGUUGCAUGCUAAUUGGCUAAUAUUAACACAUCAAGUCUGCUGCCUUUAAGUUUUUUAAGCAAAUCCAUAGUAAUAACUAAAUUGCUGAUAUGCAUAUACAUAUACAUAUUUUACUUUGUACCUGCUGAAUAAACGUAAA
Messenger RNA from Drosophila busckii, 670 nucleotides. RefSeq lists its product as uncharacterized. The transcript is spliced from 2 exons. The record is from RefSeq and is a predicted model, not a curated record. NCBI's taxonomy places the organism in Eukaryota, Metazoa, Arthropoda, Insecta, Diptera, Drosophilidae. Bases 180 to 551 code for a protein of 123 amino acids.